AUGGGGGAUCGUUCAGAAAAUAUUGUUGGAGAAAAGAUUGAUCGUUGUUUCGCUGACACACUACUAAAAAUUUUGGCUGGAGCCUCCGUGGGAGUUGUAACUUCAUUUGCACUUUUUAAAGGAAGAUCUUUUCCAGUUUGGUUAGGUACAGGUGUUGGACUUGGUUCCGGAUGGAAUAAUUGUUCUCAUGAUUUUAAAGCACCAUAUUUAUUACAUGGAAAAAAAGUAAAAGAUGGUUCUGGAAAAGAAAUUAUACAAGUUGUGGAGCCAACAUUAAAAAAUUAG
Messenger RNA from Strongyloides ratti, 285 nucleotides. Its product is annotated as Mitochondrial inner membrane organizing system protein 1. Gene Ontology annotation, cellular component: mitochondrion; mitochondrial inner membrane; MICOS complex. The coding region runs from base 1 to 285 and encodes 94 amino acids. Lineage: Eukaryota; Metazoa; Nematoda; Chromadorea; Rhabditida; Strongyloididae. The record is from RefSeq and is a predicted model, not a curated record. The transcript has a single exon.